AGGUAGGAGGAUCAUAAGUCUAAUCCCUGUCUGGGUAGUUUAGCAGCUCUUGUCUCAUAAUGAAAAAUAGAGUAAAUGGGUGAGGAUGCAGCUGAAUACAGUGAAGGCCCUGUGUUCAACCCCUAGUACCAGCACCAAAAAGUCAUUUGCUUUUUGAAAUAUAUAUUUGAGUAUUUACAGAUGAGCUGUUUCGUCUGGGACUUACUUCAAGAUAAUCCAGUGAUAUGGCAGAGGGGAGUGAAUAUAAGUUGUCAGAGCACCUGGUUAAAGUGUACUGAGAUGAAAGUGAAGGAAGCGUCCUUCCUGUGGUACCUCUAUCUGGACAAAAUAUACUGCUUAUUAUCUGCAAGAAAUGUGAAGGCCUUGUUGGAAUAUUUUCAUCUUCUUGAUGUACACCACCAAAACACCUUAAACGAUGUGCUGUUCUAUCACUUCCUCAGUUACGUGACUAACUUGAAAUCCAGACAGAUCAGGAUGGUGUUUGACAUGCUUGACUACAAUGCUGUGGGUGAAAUUGGUUUCGAGGAGUUCUACUUGUUGGUUUGCAUACUGCUAUCACACCAGAAUAACUUGGAAGAACAAUUUAUGUAUUGCCAUUCCCGUCAUGUUUUUAGACUGCUUGACAUAAACGGGGAGCAGAGAAUUGGUCCAACCAACUUCCGCAUGUACAGAUUUCUCUUCAAUAUUAGAAAAGAGCAUCUCAAAGAGUUUUUCUAUGGCUUUGGCUUGACAGAUGAACGUCGUCUUAAUUACAAGGAAUUUAAGAUAUAUACCAUCUUUGCCAAUGACAAAUUGAAGGAAAAGCAGAGAAGGGAGACAGAGAAACAGGAAAGGAGAAAGAAAUUCAAAUCUCAGAUCAAGAACACAGUGUAUCAAGUUGCUGUAAUCAGAAGAUUUUGGAAUAAAAAAAUUGGUAGAUGAUUAAUAUGCUCAAAAAUAAACAUCAUCAACGUGG
Chinchilla lanigera (long-tailed chinchilla) is the source of this 955-nucleotide messenger RNA. It is a transcript of the gene Efcab9, whose product is annotated as EF-hand calcium binding domain 9. Gene Ontology annotation, molecular function: calcium ion sensor activity. The coding region runs from base 181 to 921 and encodes 246 amino acids. Gene Ontology annotation, biological process: flagellated sperm motility; sperm capacitation. The record is from RefSeq and is a predicted model, not a curated record. The transcript has 5 exons. Gene Ontology annotation, cellular component: sperm principal piece; cytoplasm. Lineage: Eukaryota; Metazoa; Chordata; Mammalia; Rodentia; Chinchillidae.